Phlebotomus argentipes is the source of this 443-nucleotide messenger RNA. RefSeq names its product probable small nuclear ribonucleoprotein E (gene SmE). The record is from RefSeq and is a predicted model, not a curated record. The transcript has a single exon. Gene Ontology annotation, cellular component: U5 snRNP; U4 snRNP; U1 snRNP. Bases 71 to 364 code for a protein of 97 amino acids. Gene Ontology annotation, biological process: mRNA splicing, via spliceosome; spliceosomal snRNP assembly. Lineage: Eukaryota; Metazoa; Arthropoda; Insecta; Diptera; Psychodidae. Gene Ontology annotation, molecular function: RNA binding.
CGAGAAAACAUAAACAAGCCGCUUGUGUUGCAAGUUCAUCUGUGAAUUUCCCGUGAAAAACCCGCCCGAAAUGUCGUUCAAAGGCAACGCGAAGGUGCAGAAGGUGAUGGUGCAGCCCAUCAACCUCAUCUUCCGCUAUCUGCAGAACCGGUCGCGCGUGCAGGUGUGGCUGUUCGAGAACGUCAACACCCGGCUCGAGGGGCACAUCGUGGGCUUCGACGAGUACAUGAACCUGGUGCUGGAUGACGCCGAGGAGGUGAACAUCAAGACGAAGAGCCGCCGCCAGCUGGGCAGGAUAAUGCUCAAGGGCGACAACAUCACGCUCAUCCAGAACGUGAAUCCCGGCUCGGGGAUGCAAAUGUGAGGUUAAGGCGUCCGGGAGGAGACAUCGGAGGAUUUGGCGCGUUCCAGGGAGGGCUUUUCGAAUAAAGUGUAUUAUUUAA